Setaria italica (foxtail millet) is the source of this 2052-nucleotide messenger RNA. Its product is annotated as anthocyanidin 5,3-O-glucosyltransferase. NCBI's taxonomy places the organism in Eukaryota, Viridiplantae, Streptophyta, Magnoliopsida, Poales, Poaceae. The record is from RefSeq and is a predicted model, not a curated record. The coding region runs from base 458 to 1918 and encodes 486 amino acids. Gene Ontology annotation, molecular function: UDP-glycosyltransferase activity. The transcript is spliced from 2 exons.
AGUCAUUGGUGAAGCAUACAACACAUCAGUGCUAUUAAGAGGAAGAAAAAUAAGAAAUGAUGUUUGAGCAAUGUAGCAAGGUCUCAUUGAAAUUUCAAUGAAAGAAGAACAUCACAGUAGAAGGAGACCCUUCCCCUCUAAGCCUGGAGCUCGUAGAAGGUUCUCGGCAAUCCCUCUUCCUCUAACUCAGGUCACUGGCGGCAAAAUUUGGGCACUGUCUAGGAACCGUGGCAAACGCAACAAGCUCUCUCGGCACUUCGGAGCAAGAAGCAUCAUCCUCCCAUCGCUAAGUCGAUGAGCUUCUUCUUCUCCGGUGCAGCAACCACGAGUCCGAGAUCUGUCUGCUUCUCAGAGCCGACCCAAAUUGCUAGUAAUAAAGGAUCGCACUCCACGGCACCGCCGUCCGCGGUCUCUAUCUGGCUAUCUCCCCGGCUCUCCUCCCCCGCCGCCGACCUCCAUGGACAAGAAAGCCGCCAUGCCCAUGAAGCAGCAGACCGUCGUCCUGUACCCCAGCCCCGGCGUCGGCCACAUCGUCCCCAUGGUGCAUCUCGCCAAGGUCUUCCUCGCUCACGGCUUCGACGUCGCCAUGGUCAUCGCCAAGCCGCCCGCCGGCUCGCCCGACUUCCGCAUCGUCGACGUCGGCGACCUCGCCGCCUCCAACCCGGCCAUCACCUUCCACGUCCUCCCUCCGGUCCCCGACGCCGACCUCGCCGUCCCCGGCAAGCCCCCGUUCCUCCUCACGCUCCAGGUGCUCCGCCGCUACGACGGCGAGCUCGAGCGCUUCCUCCGCUCCAUCCCGCGCCGCCGCCUGCACUCCCUGGUCACCGGCAUGUUCUCCACCAGCGCGGUCGACGUCGGUGCGAGAAUCGGCGUCCCCGUCUACGCGUUCUUCGCCUCGGCCGCCGCCACCCUGGCCGUCGUGGCCCAGAUGCCGGCGCUGCUUGCCGGUAGGCCGGCGGGGCUGAAGGAGCUCGGCGACGCGCCCCUCGAGUUCCUCGGCGUCCCGCCGUUCCCGGCGUCGCAUCUCGUCAGGGAGCUGCUCGAGCACCCGGAGGACGAGCUCUGCAAAACCAUGGUGGACGUCUGGACGCGCAACACGGACGCCGCCGGCGUCCUUGUCAACACGUUCGAGUCGCUGGAGAGCGCGGCCGUGCGGGCGCUGAGGGAUCCCCGGUGCGUCCCCGGCCGGGCGCUGCCACCGAUCUACUGCGUCGGCCCGCUGGUCGGCGGCGACGGCACCGGCUCAGCGGAUCAAGGCAGAGCCGGGGCCGAGAGGCACGAGUGCCUCGCGUGGCUCGACGCGCAGCCGGAGGGCAGCGUCGUGUUCCUCUGCUUCGGCAGCAGAGGCACGCACCCACCGGAACAGCUACGGGAGAUCGCCGGCGGCUUGGACAGAUCUGGGCACCGGUUCUUGUGGUCUGUGCGGACGCCGGCCGGCGCCGGCGACCCGGAGAGUCUUGACGCGUUCCUUCCGGAGGGGUUCUUGGAGCGGACCAAGGGCCGGGGCCUCAUCUUCAGGUCUUGGGCGCCGCAGGUGGAGGUGCUCCGGCACCCGGCAACGGGAGCUUUCGUGACGCACUGCGGGUGGAACUCGACGCUGGAGGCCAUUAAAGAAGGGGUGCCAAUGCUGUGCUGGCCGCUCUACGCAGAGCAGCUGAUGAACAAGGUGUUCAUAACCGAGGACAUGGGCGUCGGGGUGGAGAUGGAGGGGUACAGGGUGGGCUUCGUCAGGACCGAAGAGGUGGAGACGAAGGUGGGGCUGGUGAUGGAGUCCGACGAGGGCAGGGUGAUCAGGGCUCGGGCGGUGGCGCGCAAGAAAGAAGCAGUAGCGGCGCUGGAGGACGGCGGUUCGUCGCGGGCCUCGUUUGCUAGGUUCCUGUUUGAUGUGGAGAAUCUUGAUAAGCAGCUUGGGAAGUGAGAGACGCUUAUUUGGCAUCCAUGUAUUUUCCGAAUUUUCUACUACUCCCUCCGGGUUUUUACGUGUCACGUUAGUUUUGUCCUAAGUCAAACAUGUCCAACUUUCAUCAAGUUUAUAGAAAAAUACAACAACUA